Astyanax mexicanus (Mexican tetra) is the source of this 6363-nucleotide messenger RNA. RefSeq names its product ubiquitin-conjugating enzyme E2H (UBC8 homolog, yeast) (gene ube2h). Gene Ontology annotation, cellular component: nucleus. Lineage: Eukaryota; Metazoa; Chordata; Actinopteri; Characiformes; Acestrorhamphidae. The coding region runs from base 306 to 809 and encodes 167 amino acids. Gene Ontology annotation, biological process: protein polyubiquitination; ubiquitin-dependent protein catabolic process. Gene Ontology annotation, molecular function: ubiquitin conjugating enzyme activity. The record is from RefSeq and is a predicted model, not a curated record. The transcript has 8 exons.
ACAGUCCUGGACAGGCACGGAACGGAGUUCAGCUUUGUUUGAAUAGCGCGAGACUGAAUUGCUGUCUCGUAAAUAUGACGACAUCCGCGGAGGGAUAGGGAUCUUACAGGAUAGGAGACAACAAAGCAGAGAGUGAGCAGAGAGAACUACCGAGCUGAGGGAGGACACAGAAAAGAGAGUGGAGGACGAAUAAUUUGCAGUCAACAGUUUGGUUACGUAAAUGCCCAACAACAGGCAGUUUAGAUAAAGGCGACGUGUUCAUUUUGGAACUGAGAAGACCCUGGCAUUUCACGCAGAGACAUAAAAUGUCGUCUCCAAGUCCGGGUAAAAGGCGAAUGGAUACCGACGUGGUGAAACUCAUUGAGAGUAAACAUGAAGUCACAAUCCUGAGUGGACUUAAUGAGUUUGUAGUGAAGUUUUAUGGACCACAAGGAACACCAUAUGAAGGGGGUGUAUGGAAGGUGAGAGUAGAUCUUCCAGACAAAUAUCCCUUCAAAUCUCCAUCUAUAGGGUUCAUGAAUAAGAUUUUUCAUCCAAACAUUGAUGAAGCAUCUGGGACCGUGUGUUUAGAUGUGAUAAAUCAGACGUGGACUGCUCUUUAUGACCUCACCAAUAUUUUUGAGUCGUUUUUGCCACAGCUGCUGGCAUACCCUAAUCCCAUUGAUCCUUUAAAUGGAGAUGCUGCAGCCAUGUACUUGCACCGGCCAGAGGAGUAUAAGCAGAAAAUCAAAGAUCCAAGAUUCCCAGUCCAGAGGCCUUUAUUUUCAUUCCAAAAUACAUUCAGAAAUAUGCAACAGAGGAGGCUCUGAAGGAGCAAGAGGAAGGUGCAGGUGACUCUUCAUCAGAAAGCUCCAUGUCUGAUUUCUCAGAAGAUGAAGCACAAGAUAUGGAGUUGUAGUAUGAACACACCCUUUAUUGCAGAGACUAUAUAAUUUCCUAAUGUAAGAAGCAGACUAUAAUAUUCAUAUUUAAACAAGACCGUUUUUAUUAUUAUUAUUACUCCUAUUAUUAUUAUUAUUAUUAUUACAAUGACAAGAAGUUAGGAUGAUGAUGAUUAUGAUUAUAAUAAUAAUAAAAAUAAUAAUACGUAUUAUUAUUAUUUUUAUUAUUAUUGUUAAUAUUAUUAUUAUUGCUGGUACUACUACAACUACUAUUGAUAUUGACAAACCUGGAUUUCUAUGAGUGUUUAGCAUUGAUAAUGAACACAUUACCCUCUUUCUGUGUUUAUGUAAUUGCUUGAUCUGCCCAACAACACACCACUGACCAAGUGCUUCCCCUACAUGCUAGUGUGACUGCACAAUACAUAGGUUAAUGGCCCUAUAUUUUACCACAUUUUAGUCACCUAGAAUUGCAGUUGAUUCCCACAAUUUGAUUAAAAUUUUUUUGUGCAAGGUAGGUCUUUCUUAAGCAUGGUUGCAAAAGUAUUCUACAACUUACACUAAAUUGUCUAAAAAGAAAACAGUAAUAUAUCCUUACAUAUGUCUACUUGGUACCUGGCAGUGCAAAUUCGGAUGUUAAGCAAAAUAGGUCAUUACCAUAGUGUUUGCAUCAUACUGUGCAGAUUAGCAAAUUACAUUUUCAACUUGUUUAAAUUACCCUGUCUUCUUUCAGAAUUCUAUUUUUUUAGAGACAAAUUUUAACAUAAUGGAUCGAAUAGAUAAGAAUUCUGCGUUUCAAUGUGCGCUGGCACAGUGGACAGUGUUAAGGCAAUGCUGACAAAGACAUAAAUCAGUGGGUUUACAGUUCUACUUCAAAUUUUGUUGGAUAAUCCUCUACACAUAACUUAAAAUUCAGCAAAGUCCUUAAUUUAGCCUAUAUUUGGGGAGACAAUGUGUCUUUGGUUGCUAUAGGUCAGUUGUACUAAACCAAGGAUUCAUAUUUUUACUGCAUUUUCUUUUCUUUUUCUUUUUUUUUUAAAUUGCUGCUUUAAAGUCAUUAAAAGUUUGAACUGAAAUUGAAGAGUAAGGUGUACUGUUCACUGUUACUGGCUAGUGUCUUUAAUAAGGUGUUUUUUUUUCUUGGGCUGUGGAAAGGACUGAUAAAAUGUAUGUCCAGUUUCUCAUUCAUGCCUUGCUGUCUGCAUGCCUUUCAGUAGGUUAGAAAAGUGGCUCAAAACCUAAAUCUAACCUGAUACCUUAUGUGACAUGUCAGCAGUUGCAUGCAGGCAAUGAAGUAUUCAUUGUUAAUUUUUUUUCAAUAGAAGGAUGGUAGUGGUUAAAUGAGUUAAGUUUGUCAUUUUAGUUUAAAACAGGAAAAAAACAAGCAAAUGUUGCAAAAUGCAAAUGUUAGUUUGUUUGUACUUUGACAACCAAAAAAAGCUAAAUUCUGCUUAAAUUAGAUGUCUGUUUAAUCUUUACACUUCAGUUGGCAGUGUGAAACUUUCCAUACAAACUGUAUGAUAUUACAAUUAUUAGAAGAAAUUCAUAAAUGAAGCACAAAUAUGCUAAAUUGUAAAUAUUUUGCUAUAAAGUCUGGGAUAUUCACCCAUAUCAGUAAUCUCUUUAACUUGUUGUUGAUGUUUGUUUUCUCUCUAUCUCUCUCUCUCUCUCUCUCUCUCUCUCUCUCUCUCUCUCAGAGUAUUAUGACAUGAUACAGAAAUGUUGUGGGCAAAGAAGGAUUUAUCAGAUUGUGCUUGCAUACAUACUAAUUAACAUAAUUAUUUUAUACCAGCCAUUUCAUUCACACAGCUCCACUUUGUUUGGGCUCCUUUCACUCUGUCCUUCAAUGGUCAGGACCCCCACAAAGAUGGUGAUAUUUGGAUGGUGACUCUGCUCUGGUGGUGUGUAAGUGUGUUUUGUUCUGGUAUGAGUGGAUCAAACACAGCAGGGCUGGAGUUUUUAAACACUGUGUCUAAUCACCACUGCAGUAGACUCUCCUACCUAGCUGAUCCAUUGUCUACAUGUAAAGUCAGCUUAUCUGUUGCUGCAUAGUUAGUUUUGGUCAUCUUCUAGUCCAAUCUGUUAUUGGUAGGACAGGACACUGCCCAGAGGAGGUACCAACACAGCACACACUAAUACACCACCAACAUGUCCGUGACACUUCAGUGCUGAAAAUCCACCCCAAAUAGGACCUCUUCUGUGGUGGUCCUGCCCAUUGAAGAACAAGGGGGGCAAAGUGUGCAGAGAAAUGGACUACAGUCUGUAAUUAUAGAACUACAAAGUACAAAUGUUGCAAAAUGCAAAUGUCAGUUUGUUUGUAUUUUGACAACAAAAAAGCUAAAUUCUGCUUAAAUUAGAUGUCUGUUUAAGCUUUACACUUCAGUAGGCAGUGUGAAACUUUCCAUACAAACUGUAUGAUAUCAUUAAAAUUAUUAGAAGAAUUUAUCAGUAGACCGAUAAGAUUGACAGUGGAUAUAUAAACAAUUACGCUGUGUUUAAUAAAGUAGGCUAUAUAGACAAACAGAAUGGGACAUUGACACAUUAAACCUGCGGAAUCUAAGAAUCUCAUUCUAAAUCUAUAGGUUAUAUGAGUAUGUUCACCCUUUGAGGCUAUAAUAGCUUCUACUCAUCUGGGAAGAUUUUCUUAAAUAUUUUUCUUGUAGUUUGUAAGGUAGAUAUAAGUUAAUACAGAAAUUACCUAAAAAACCUAUGGCAUUAUUAAGCACACUGGAGUCUGCAAGGAUAGGUUCCCAAUUGUGUGUGGAGGUAUAUCGAAAUGAAACAAAUGAAUUAAAAGAUUAAGAGGAAUGUCCUAAUACUUUUCUCAUGCGUGUGCAUGCAUGUGAGAGAGGAGAGAGAACGAUAAUUUGAGCUAAAACAGACCUACGUUAAUAUCUCUUUACAAGACUUCUAAAAUUACCCAGUGAUGUUCUCAUCAGAUCUUUCAAAUUUUGAAAGCUAUCUUGAGGGGACCCAACAUGUCCCACGCUCACCUGGCCUUCAAGUGAGUGAUAGAGAAGACUAGUAAUUUAAUGCAUGCUGAGACAGAUUUUUUCCUGUAACCAUUGUUUUUGAGACUGAUACCACACUAGCUGGUUGUUUUUUUCCAUACUAUAUUGCUUUUAUGUCCCUCAUACAUAAAUGAACAUUGGCUGCUCACACCCUGUCUCUGGAUUUUGACUGUUCUUUCCUCGACAACUGUUGGUAGUUACCCACCACAGUUGACCUGUAGCAGCUUAAGUCAUGCUGUUUAAUGUUUAAUGGCAUGUGUGUACACAAAAUGUGCAGGGGACUGUAUACAGUACCCUCUGUAAUGCUUUGAGGCAAAUACUCAUUUUCCUUGAUAUGCCCAUCUGAUACACAAUUUGGUAAGAUUUGUAUUUGCAUAUAUUUCAGUUUACCAUGUUAAAAGUACUUCACUUAAUUAAAACAUCUUUAUGCAGUAUUGUAUUUAAUUGCUUUAUAAUUAGUUUGACCAAGAAUAUAUUUAAUGCUUUAACUCUGCCCUGUUUUACAAAUGUGAUUUUAACCUUUAGAAAUGCUUAUUUUCUUCUUAGCAGUGCUUUCCUUUUAAUAUAAGCAAUUUCAAAUAUAUAACACUGCCUGUGUGAGAACUUCUGUUUUGUCCGUGUAUUUUUUUCCAGACAAAAUCAAAAGAUAAGUGAGUGCAUGUCAAGGUUUUUGUUUUUUAUGUUUGAAUAAACUGACGAAGGAAUCCAAAAAUCUCAAAAUGUUUGUGUGCUUCUGAUGUUAAAAUAUAUUUUUUUGUCUUCUUCUUCUUCUUCUUCUUCGUCUUCUUCUGCUUCUUCGUCUGCUUCUUCUUCUUCUUCUUCUUCUUCUCUGCAAAAAUGACAAGUUAUUAAUGAUCUUUUUAGAAAGCAACUGAAUCCCUUUUUUCUGGUGAAGGAAUGGAAAAUAUUGCAGACCACAUCAAAUCAAAACAAUCUAAAUUUCUAAAAAAAAAAAAAAAAAAAGUAAUAAUAAAAUAAAUAAAAAUUGCUGUGCUGUUUUAUAUGCAACAGUUUUACUUUAACUUGAAUAGUUCAUUAAAAGGUUAAUUUAUUUAGUUUACCUGUAUAUUUUUAAGAACACUUUAUUUGAGCUUAGUAUUUGAGCAAUUUUAUAGUCAGUGUGGUCAAGCUAUUUUCUGUUUUUGCAAUGUGAUAUGUGCAAUAAUUCCUCAAACAAAAUUAGACAGAUGCAUAAGGGCAGCAACUGAAAAAUGACAUCAAUAUUUAGUAGAUCCUACCUUUGCUCAAAAAUAACAGCCUCUAAACACUUCCUAUGGCUUCCAAUGAGAGUCUGGUUUCUGGUUGAAGAUAUUUUGGAGCAUACUUCUUUACUAAACAUCUCCAUUUCAGUCAGAUUUUAUAGUUUCCGAGCACAAACAGCCUGCUUUAAAUCACACCACAAAUGUUCAAUAAUAUUCAGGUCUAAAAUCCUUGUGUAAAGUGUGCUGAAUAGUUUAACGAUGCACAGUGACAUCUGCAGUAAGAUGUUGUAGGUGUUUGGAGCUCGUCUGUGGGUUGGCUAUUCUCACCAUCCUUCUCCUCUGCUAAUCCACUUCAGGCCUUAACUAGAACUGUGUCUGUGGUUUUUCAUUUCCGCACUAUGUUCCUCACAGUGGAAACUGACAGCUAAAAUCUCUGAGAUUUUUUUUCAUUCCCCUAAACCAUGAUGUUGAACAGUCUUUGUUUUCAUGUCAUUUGGGAGUUGUUGCCACUCUUCAGAGAAGAUGCAAGGAGGAGAAAAAAUUGCAAUUGGCAUCUUAACCCUUUCUCAUAAUUGGAUUCAUUUAGGUCAAGUGUCAAUGAGCUAACCCAACAAAUUUUUUGUUCCAACAAUUAGUGCUAAGGUUAUUCAAAUCAAUACAAUAUUAAGGUUGCUCAAAUUUAUGCACCUGCCUAAUUUAGUUUAAAGAAUUAUUGCACACUUUCUGUAAAUCCUAUAAACUUUCACCUCACAAAUAUCACUGUGUUCAUCUGCUAUAUGAUAUGUUUAAGUAAAAUUGCUGAUCCGAACAACCAAUGAUUUAUAAAGUACAAAAUUAUGAUAAUUAUCAGGGGUGCCCAAGCUUUUUCAUACCACUGUACAUUUCACAAAUUGUUGCUAAUAAGUUUGUUAAUAAUCACGUCAAAAAGUGUUAAAUCAAUACACUUGGCAUAAGGUUUAUACUGUCAAUUAGUGAUAUUAGUGUUAAUUAUUUAACACUACACUGUCAAAUUGUGCACUUGGUAUGCAGUCAUCAGUGUGGAAUGUGUGUGCUAUUACAACCUUUUUUUUUUUUUUUGAAGAAUACAUAUGCUGUGUUUUUAUCUUUAUUGAUGCAGUCAAAGUAUUAUGAGAAUUUGCUACUGCUUUUUUGUUGUUGUCAUGUGGGCAUGCCUGUCACAUAGGACAAGUGCACCCUGUCUAGGAUUAUAACCUUUUAAUUAGUUCUGUACAAUUAACUGUAAAUUUUUAUAAUAAAAAUAAUUAAUAUAAA